AUGGGUGGUCCGAAGAAGAUGGCGCCCUACCUCGUCUUCGCCAACGAUAAGAGGGAGACCGCCAAGGAGCUCCUCAUCGGCGAGGGCAACGAGAAGCCCACGAUGGGCGAGAUCGCGAAGCGCGUGGGCGUCCUCUGGAAUCAGCUCGACGACGCCGCCAAGCAGGUGUACAAAGACAAGGCCGACGAGCUCAACGCGAAGGCGGCGAAGGAGUACGAGGAAGCCGGGGGCGACGCCGCCGCGGACGGCGCGGACGGCGACGGCGACGACGGGGAGAAGGGCGCCGAGGAGCUCGGCCUUCCCUUGGCGCGCGUCAAGCGCAUCAUGAAGCUGGACAAGGAGGUGAAGAACAUGCAGGUCGACGCGAGCAAGUGCGUGGCGAAGUGCGCCGAGCUCUUCAUCGAGUCCUUAGUCGAAGGGUCCUUUCGGAGCAUGAAGGCGAACAAGCGCAAGACGAUAAAGUACGGCGACGUGGAACACCACGUGCUCCGAAAGCAGAGGCUCGAGUUUCUGCACGAUCACGUGUGGGCGUUCCGGCCGGAGGAGGCGCAGGUCGGUGGGGCGAAGGGAGGAAAGGGCGGCGGGAAGGAGAACGACGGGGACGACGACGACGUCGAUGGGGACGACGACACGACGCCCGCGAAGGCGUCGCCGGAGGCGCCGCCGGGCGCGAGGCAGGUUACCGAUUUCUUCAAAAAGGCGGCGGCGGAACCGGAGGGCGUCGCGACGGGGGCUUGAGCCCGUCGGGGGCUCGAAUCCGUCGAGACGCGAUACGCGACGAAACACGAGCGACGUCGACGCAUACGUGAUGUAUGCGAUAUAUGCGAUCAAAUCAAUCCGAUGCUUGAUG
Micromonas commoda is the source of this 850-nucleotide messenger RNA. RefSeq lists its product with no specific name. Gene Ontology annotation, molecular function: protein heterodimerization activity. Bases 1 to 738 code for a protein of 245 amino acids. Lineage: Eukaryota; Viridiplantae; Chlorophyta; Mamiellophyceae; Mamiellales; Mamiellaceae. Gene Ontology annotation, cellular component: nucleus. The transcript is spliced from 2 exons. The record is from RefSeq and is a predicted model, not a curated record. Gene Ontology annotation, biological process: regulation of DNA-templated transcription.